Messenger RNA from Cyprinus carpio (common carp), 2070 nucleotides. RefSeq names its product cytohesin-3. Gene Ontology annotation, biological process: regulation of ARF protein signal transduction. NCBI's taxonomy places the organism in Eukaryota, Metazoa, Chordata, Actinopteri, Cypriniformes, Cyprinidae. The record is from RefSeq and is a predicted model, not a curated record. Gene Ontology annotation, molecular function: guanyl-nucleotide exchange factor activity.
CUGCGAAACACAGAUGCCUGUGUGUCUCGAGCGCUUAUUCCGCUGGAUGUUAUUGAUCCAAGCCACCGAGAAGGGCUGUAUCCCCCAUUCGUGCAGAAAUACAUCGGGUCACGGAUUUAAAGGAGGACUGAGAUACAAUAUCAGUUUAUGCCGUUUAACAUUCCGCAUAAAACAGGAGCUGUUUGUAAAUACAGCAUAUCCUAAAGCCCUCAUUAUAAAGCAUACAUCUGUGUCUGGAGCGCCUUCUCAUCACAUCAUUUCAUUAUUUAGCAUUCAUCUGCAGAUAUGGACGAAGAUAAUCAAGUCCCUGAAGAUCUGUCCUUAGAGGAGAAAGACGAGCUGUCCAACAUACGACGCAGGAAAAAAGAACUGCUGGAUGAUAUUGAGCGGCUGAAGUUUGAGAUCGCUGAAGUGAUGACAGAAAUCGAGCAGCUCACGUGUGUGGGCGAGAGCAAAACAACACAGAGAAACAAACAAAUUGCAAUGGGAAGAAAGAAAUUCAACAUGGACCCCAAAAAAGGGAUCCAGUUUCUGCUGGAGAACGACCUCCUGCAACAGACCCCUGAAGACAUCGCUCAGUUCCUCUAUAAAGGCGAAGGCUUGAACAAAACUGUUAUCGGGGAUUACUUGGGGGAACGGGAUGAAUUCAACAUCAAAGUGCUCCAGGCUUUCGUAGAGCUCCAUGAAUUUGCCGACCUCAACCUCGUCCAGGCUCUGAGGCAGUUUCUCUGGAGUUUCAGACUUCCUGGUGAGGCCCAGAAGAUUGACAGAAUGAUGGAGGCGUUUGCGUCCCGGUACUGCCAGUGCAACCCGGGAGUCUUUCAGUCCACAGACACAUGUUAUGUCCUGUCCUUUGCCAUCAUUAUGUUAAACACAAGUCUUCACAAUCCUAAUGUCCGGGACAAACCCGCCGUAGAGCGCUUCAUCUCCAUGAACAGAGGCAUUAAUGACGGAGGAGACCUGCCAGAGGAGUUGCUCCGGAACCUGUACGAGAGCAUCAAGAGCGAGCCCUUCAAAAUCCCUGAAGAUGAUGGCAACGACCUCACACACACGUUCUUCAACCCGGACCGAGAGGGCUGGCUGCUCAAGUUAGGUGGGCGAGUAAAAACUUGGAAGAGGAGAUGGUUUAUUCUGACUGACAACUGCUUGUACUAUUUUGAGUACACAACAGACAAGGAACCACGUGGAAUUAUUCCUCUAGAGAACCUCAGCAUCAGAGAGGUGGAGGAACCCAGGAAACCUAACUGCUUCGAGUUGUACAAUCCUAACCAUAAAGGUCAAGUGAUCAAGGCUUGUAAGACAGAGGCAGAUGGGAGGGUGGUGGAGGGAAACCACGUCGUCUACAGAAUAUCAGCACCCACACCAGAGGAGAAGGAAGAAUGGAUCAAAUCCAUUAAAGCAAGCAUCAGCCGGGACCCCUUCUACGACAUGCUGGCCACCAGGAAGAGACGAAUCGCCAACAAGAAGUGAAGUCUGCAUCCAAACCGCUUCCCCAAAGCCUGUUCAUGGCAACACACACUGCCUUCUGGGACAGCCUUUGUGCGAUGUUUAUAGCUCUUUCUUGUGUCUCUAUGCGUAUAAAAACACAGCUGUCCUGAUCUGUUUGUAUUUGCAUGGAUAUUGGUGCAGUAUGUAUAACUGGGCGGCUCACUCGAGAGUCAAGAGGAAGUCGUUUGUGAUCUCUUACUACAGAUGUCAGAGAGAAAAGCCAUUUAUUUCAAGAGAAUAGACCUAUUUCGAUGCCCAACGACCUGACGAUGUGAUCACACAGGGCUCUGAGACAAUAAGCCUUUGUGGCCAUUGUUUCUUAUGGUGCUAGAAGACUUCCUGCGUGCAUGUGACCUCAGCACUAGAAGCUCAAAUCGACAUUAAUGAUCCAGUGCUAACACUAGGUGGCGGUCUGGAGUCAGCUGGACUGAUUUCAUGUUGUUAAAGUAAGAAACAGCAAAUAUGUAACACAUAUACUGCCGUUUAAAAGUUUGGGAUGAGUACGAUUUUUAUGAUUUUUUUUAAAGACGUUUCUUAUGCUGUUCAAGGUUGCAUUUAUUUGAUCAAAAAAAAAAACUGAAA